Molecule: messenger RNA, 1446 nt
Organism: Closterium sp. NIES-65
Lineage: Eukaryota; Viridiplantae; Streptophyta; Zygnematophyceae; Desmidiales; Closteriaceae
Source: the annotation of a GenBank genome assembly
AUGCGAGAGGGUGUACGCGUCUUCGCAUCUCUAGCUUAUUUCGCGGUGAGAAGGGGGAAUCAAGGCCCCACUCGCUUCUCACCAUCCCGCCGCCUGACCUCCGCUUCCCGCCACCCCAUCUCCACUGCUCGCCGCCCGCGCUCCCCUUCCCGCUUUCUGAUCUCCCCUUCCUGGGCGCUCGAUGUCCCCUUUCCGCAGUCUCUUGCCUUACCCGCGUGUGCUCCUAUCGCCUCCCGGUUCUCGUUCGCCUGUCGCUGUCCCGCGCGUGCUCCUCUCGCCUCCCCGCGCGCUCCUAUCGCCUCCCCGCGCGCUCCUAUCGCCUCCCCGCGCUGCCUCCUCUCGCCUCCCCGCGCGGCCUCCUCUCGACUCCCCUCGGGCGCUCCUAUCGCCUCCCCGCGCGGCCUCCUAUCGCCUCCCCGCGCGUGCUCCUCUCGCCUCUCCGCGCGUGGUCCUCUCGCCUCCCCGCUCGCUCCUUUCGCCUCCCCGCGCGACCUCCUCUCGUCUCCCCGCGCAGCCUUCUCUCUCCUCCCCGCGCGGCCUCCUCUCGCCUCCCCUCAUUUCCCCCUUGCACGCCCUCACUUUCCCCCUUGCACGCCCUCAUUUUCCCCCUUGCACGCCCUCAUUUUCCCCCUUGCACGCCCUCAUUUUCCCCCUUGCACGCCCUCAUUUUCCCCCUUGCACGCCCUCAUUUUCGCCCUCUGCCCUGCCCUCAUUUCCCCCUUGCACGCCCUCACUUUCCCCCUUGCACGCCCUCACUUCUCCCUCCCUUCUCUCUCUCCCUUCCCUCUCCCUUCUCUCCAUUUCCCCCCUUCUCUCCCUUCCCUCCCUACCCUCCCUACCCUCCCUUCCCUCCCUUCUCUCCCUUCUCUCCCUCCCCUCCCUUCUCUCCCUUCCCACCCUUCUCUCCCUUCCCUACCGUCUCUCCCUCCCCUCCCUUCUCUCUCUUCCCUCCCUUCCCUCUCUCUUCUCUCUAUUCCCCCCCUUCUAUCCCUUCCCUCCCUUUCCUCCCUACCCUCACUUCCCUCCCUUCCCUCACUUCCCUCCCUUCCCUCCCUUCUCACCAUUUCCUCCCUUCCCUCCCUUCCCUCCAUUCCCUCCGCCCCUCCCCUCCAUUCCCUCCGCCCCUCCCUUUUUCGCUCUUCCUCACCCUUCCCCGUCCCGCCCACUUUCUCUAACCAGCCAGCCUGCGAAUCUUUCCAUGCCCUUAUCUCUCUGCGCCUCUCUUCCUGCCCCUCCCUCUCGGCGCUUCUCUUCCUGCCCCUCCCUCUCGGCGCUUCUCUUCCUGCCCCUCCCUCUCGGCGCUUCUCUUCCUGCCCCUCCCUCCCUGCGCCUCUCUCACUGCCAUCCACUCUCUGUGCCGCUAUUCCUGCCCUCAUCUCUCUGCGCCUCUCUUCCUGCCCCUCCCUCCCUGCGCCUGUCUUCCUGCCCUUUCCUCUAUGCGUCUAA